This is a messenger RNA of Pygocentrus nattereri (red-bellied piranha), 3258 nucleotides long. RefSeq names its product poly(rC)-binding protein 2-like. Gene Ontology annotation, biological process: regulation of gene expression; regulation of RNA metabolic process. Bases 405 to 1331 code for a protein of 308 amino acids. The record is from RefSeq and is a predicted model, not a curated record. Gene Ontology annotation, molecular function: single-stranded DNA binding; mRNA binding. Gene Ontology annotation, cellular component: cytoplasm; nucleoplasm; nucleus. The transcript has 16 exons. Lineage: Eukaryota; Metazoa; Chordata; Actinopteri; Characiformes; Serrasalmidae.
GUCUUUGUGUCGGAUUGGCGCUAGAUUGGGCACACCACCCCCACCCUCCCUCCGUGUCUAUACCAUCCCGAACCUCUCCCAUCUACCCCUAAAACACCACCCUUCCCCUGCGUACAUUUCAAAACAAGAGUCCGGUGGCAUCAGCAAGACUCGCACCUCUAGUCUUCUACUUAACAGGAAAUCCAUGAUCCACUGGCAGAUGGGAUUUGGCACCAACAGCUGGGACAACUUAGCCUGCAGCAGUUCUGGCACUAUAGUGUUGAAUGUUGAGUCCACAAACAGAACCCUAGUCUGGGUCAAAAAGAGUCGCAGUCAGUGGGCAUCUCUGUUCCAGCAGGUCCAGCUUUGUGACAAAAGAACCCUUGCCUACCACCUCGAAGUUACUCUUCAUUCAAGCUGUCAUUAUGGACUCCAGUGUGAUAGAAGGAGGGCUCAAUGUCACCCUGACCAUCAGAGUACUCAUGCAUGGCAAGGAAGUUGGAAGCAUAAUCGGCAAGAAAGGUGAAUCUGUGAAGAAAAUGAGAGAAGAGAGUGGUGCACGGAUCAACAUUUCAGAAGGCAACUGUCCAGAGAGAAUUAUCACCCUUGCAGGCCCAACCACUGCCAUCUUUAAAGCAUUUUCAAUGAUAAUUGAUAAACUAGAGGAGGACAUCAGCAUCUCUAUGAACAACAGUACAGCCACCAGCAAACCCCCUGUGACCCUGCGUAUUGUUGUGCCAGCAAGUCAGUGUGGGUCCCUCAUUGGCAAAGGUGGCUGCAAGAUUAAAGAAAUACGAGAGUCAACUGGUGCCCAAGUGCAGGUUGCAGGAGAUAUGCUGCCAAACUCCACAGAGCGGGCCAUAACCAUCGCUGGCACCCCACAAUCCAUCAUUGAGUGUGUCAAGCAGAUCUGUGUAGUAAUGCUUGAGUCUCCUCCGAAAGGUGUGACCAUCCCAUACAGGCCCAAGCCAUCUGGCUCCCCUAUGAUCUUCGCUGGAGGACAGGCAUAUGCCAUUCAAGGACAACAUGUGAUCCCCCAACCUGAUCUUACUAAACUUCACCAACUAGCUAUGCAGCAGAGUCCCUUCCAGAUGACAUCUAGCAACCAAGGUUUUACAGCUACACUAGAUGCCUCUGCCCAAGCGGCUUCCCACGAGAUGACCAUUCCAAAUGAUUUAAUUGGAUGCAUCAUUGGCCGGCAAGGAACGAAGAUAAAUGAGAUCAGGCAGAUGUCAGGAGCUCAGAUUAAGAUCACUAAUCCCUUGGAAGGAUUUUCUGACCGUCAAGUCACCAUAACUGGCUCAACAGCCAGCAUCAGUCUAGCCGAGUACCUCAUCAAUGCCAGCAGGUAAACAAUAUGGACCUUUUCUGCCGUCUCUACCUUUUUUCCAAGGGCUUUCAUCUGAGGCUACGGGACUGGCGACCAUCUGAUACAUGAAUGCAUCUGGCCUAGGUCCUACUUUUUACCACCAACUCUGAACACAGGAAACAAGAGCUGUCAGUGUGUCAUUUAAUACUAGCCAUAAUCCUUGCUCUUUUUAUUUUUUAUUUCUGUAUUCAGUAUGAAUUAUUGUUGAAAUUAUAUUUGCGUUGCAACUUUAGAGUGAACUUUUUUGUUUGGAAAUUUCAUUCUCCCUAUCUAUGACAAAAAAAAGCUUGGAUGGAACAUCUGAGUAGGUAUAGAUAUAGUUUUGUAAUUUGAUUGACAUUUUUCCUUAUUAAAGUCAAUUAAAAUAAACAUUUAUUUUAAAUACAUCCAAUCACUGAAUUUACUUCUUCCUGCUGAUAGCAGAGGAUGGAAAUUUGUAAAUAUAAUUUGCAAAGAAGAAAAUGCACACUGGUUUAUUGUGAAGAUUGAAGAGUGCGUGUAGGCUGCUUCUGUUUCGUUCCAAGGACAUCUGGGGAGAUCAGUAAUGAAUGUUUUUAAUAUAAUUUGUUUAGUUCCGUGUUAAAAUUAAUAACUGUCUCUAAAACCUGACGUUACAAAGGUUGCUUGAAAAUCGGCUCAUUAAAUGAGCCUGCUAUGAAAGCACUGUUUUCCAAUCUAAAACCAUCAUGUGUGUGUGUAUAUAUAUAUAUAUAUAUAUAUAUAUAUAUAUAUAUAUGAUCACAUCUUUUAAUCAGUUAAAACUAAUAGAAGUUGACUAAACAAUCAUCAGUAUAUUCAGUAUGUUCACUCUUUGUACCUUUCAAACUAUCAAAAAACUUUUACCUUUAUUUUAAGUGUUUUUUUGUCAUCUAACUUUUUUUUGGUGGUAAUAAAGCUUCUGCUUAGGGUUGGACUGUGAUGACACUGCUUAUAAUUCUCCUCUGAAGAAAAUGAGCUGUGUAUUAAUUUGUUACAUUUUUGUAAACACAACUGGUUGGAAUAUUUAUUAUAAAAGAAAUGAAGGGGUGUUAUACAUGCUGUACUGUGCAAAAGUCAGUCUUAGGCAGUCACAAAAGUUCAUACGUGUGUGUAUGUGUGUGUACACUACUCACAAAAAGUUAGGGAUAUUUGGCUUUUGGGUGAAAUUUCAGGAUGAACCUAAAAUGCACUGUAACCUUUACAGGUGACCUUAAUGUGACCUCUAAACUUCUGAAUAUCCAACUGUUCAGUGUUUCAGUACUUUCUGCACAACUUGCUGUUCUCUAACAAGGGGCUUAACAGCAAGGUGAUGGAGUUACAGUGUGGGCAGGUGUGUCUAGUCAAUACAGAACUGCCCUAGACUUUGUGAAUGGUACAGUGACAAGUCCAUACUACUUGAAUAACAUCAUUAAUCCAGUCAUUGUGCCUCUGUAUGAACAGCACAGGCCUAGUUUCAUCUUCAUGGACAACAAUGCUCCAGCUCAGGUCGCAUUGUUGGGGAACGGCUGCUGAAGACUGGGGUACCUCAAAUGUAGUGGCCUGCACUUUCUCCGGACCCGAAUCCCAUAGAAAACCUAUGAGAUUAAACAGAGUUGCCAUUUAGAGGCUAGUAACUCUGUACCCCAGAAUCUCAAUGACCUGAGGGCCGCCCUUCAAGAAGAGUGGGAUGCCAUGCCUCAACAGACAAUGAGUCACCAUGAGACGUUGUUGUCAAGCUGUAAUUGAUGCUCAAGGGCACAAGUUAUUGAGACAUUGACAAUUUUUGUUGGGGUAUACCCAACACUGUUAGCUUUUGUUUCAAUAAAUUGUUUGAGAUGAGGAAAUCACCAUAGCAUGCUUCUACUUAAAUGCCCUACUUUCAUGAUACAUCACUGUAGUGUGAACUUUUUACGUUUUCCAUAAAUUUCACCCAAAAGCCAAAUAUCCUUAAC